CCGUUGAUUUUUUCGUUCCUCCCGGUCAGCCUCAUAUUUUCUCUCACGCUUCAGCCUUUCGGAUUCCCUCUUCUGAAAAUUUGUAAUGAGCUCGUCAAAGUGAGGAAAUCGUCAAAAUCAGCUGAGCUUCAGAGUGAACCUAGUUCCUGUUUCAAGUGAACCUAGUUCUUAGCCGCACAACCCAUCCCCUUCCCGGCCCCUGCGUCCCGUCACAACCUAGUUCAAGUGAACCUAGUCAUAUAUCCAUCUUUCUUUUUUCUCGGAAUCGUUCGAUUUUCGUAGAAACAGAGGCCAAAAGCAAUAAUUUAAUUUGUUCGGGUUCUUCGCUGGACUAACAUUUCUGAUGCGCACGGGCCCCGAUUGGAGUUGAAUUCCAUGCUCUGAUCCUCGAGAGUCAGAACGCAAUCGGGCGGUGCUGUUGAAUCCACGCACAUGGCGUCAGCGCCGAAUGUGGGUCUCCUCGAUGCGUAUUUCCGUCGGGCCGAUUUGGACCGCAAUGGUCGUAUCAGUGGGGCCGAAGCCGUUGGCUUCUUCCAAGGCUCCGGUUUACACAAGCAGGUUCUUGCCCAGGCUUCACUUUUGUCAAGGAUCUUACCCUUGAUGUCCAAAACGUCAUGGCACCUCCAAAGAGAAAUUUAAAUCAGUUAAGAAUGAGAAGGCCUCCACAGCGGAGAGGCCAACAGCUGCUUCUUCACCUUAUGCUGAUACUAAGUCGGAAAAGCCUCAGAUUAUGGAUGAACAGGCUGUUGAAAAUGGAUCAGCAUAUAACAAAGGUGAAGAUGACUUGGCAAAAAGUGCUCCUAGUAGUCCAGCGAUGAGGAGUGCUAUUGAAAGUCCAAGAGAAUUUCCAGAUUCUAACUUAUUCAUGGCUUUAGGCGCAGAUGCCUCACCCCGUGAUAAAGAUUAUCAAAGUGAUCAUGGUGGCACUGGGUCUCUGUUUUCUGGUGAUGAGAGUUGUGAUGAACCACCUUGGGGAACUUAUGACACUAAUGAUGAUGUUGACUCAGUGUGGGGCUUUAAUGCAACCAGUACUUCCAAGGAAACCGAUCAAGAAAGAAAUGGAGAUAACUUUUUCUUUGGAUCUGAGGACUUUGGUCUGAACCCUAUCAGAACGGGAGCUCCAAACUUUGGUCUAGACCCUGCAUUUAGUUUCGAUGAUUCCGUUCCUAGCACGCCACUCUUCAGUUCAAACAAUUCCCCGCCUAAGUACGACGCACCAGGGCCCUCUUUCGACAACUUUUUAUAACAGCUAGACAGAGUUAACUACCAAAACAUUAUUAUACACACACAAAGUUAAAUAUGAUCAAUUGGCAUAAAGAACCAAGUUUAGCA
Alnus glutinosa is the source of this 1332-nucleotide messenger RNA. RefSeq lists its product as uncharacterized. Bases 731 to 1246 code for a protein of 171 amino acids. Lineage: Eukaryota; Viridiplantae; Streptophyta; Magnoliopsida; Fagales; Betulaceae. The transcript is spliced from 4 exons. The record is from RefSeq and is a predicted model, not a curated record.